Messenger RNA from Manihot esculenta (cassava), 2384 nucleotides. Its product is annotated as putative receptor-like protein kinase At4g00960. The record is from RefSeq and is a predicted model, not a curated record. Gene Ontology annotation, biological process: protein phosphorylation. The transcript is spliced from 7 exons. Gene Ontology annotation, molecular function: ATP binding; protein kinase activity. NCBI's taxonomy places the organism in Eukaryota, Viridiplantae, Streptophyta, Magnoliopsida, Malpighiales, Euphorbiaceae. Bases 184 to 2178 code for a protein of 664 amino acids.
AAAUUAUUUAUGAAAUUAAUUUAUAUUAAUAUAAUUGUACAGUGAGAUUCACAAACUAUUAAAUAGCCAGUGCUGCUGCUGCUGCGUGCCAUGGGAAAGUAAACAAGACUUUCGAGGAAACCAUAAAGGGAGCUUUGUUUCUUUUCCAAUAUUCAACAGCAAGUUCUUCUUCACUACCAUGCAAUGGAUUCCAUGAAUAACUUUGGCCUUAUUCUUUAUCUUCUUAUAUUAUUCAUCUCUCUUGCCAGUGCCCAGCAGCUGGUUUGCUACGAAACAGGAAACUUCACAACCAACAGCACCUAUGCUCAGAAUCGUGGCCUCCUCCUCUCUUCUCUUGCCUCAAAUAUCACAAAGAAUGGCAGUUUCUACGCUACCUCAGUUGGCCAAGACAGCGAUAAGGUGUACGGUCUUGUGCUUUGCAGAGCAGACACUCCUUCAGACGCUUGUUCCAACUGUGUCGAUUAUGGGAUUCAAAAUCUCAUAUCAAACUGCCCUAACCAGAAAGAAGCAAUUUCAUGGGGAGGGAAUACUGAUUUUCCUCCUUGUAUUAUUCGGUAUGCUAAUCGAAAUAUCUUUGGAAGAGCUGAGGUAGAUCCUUCCAACUCUGGAGUCAACGUGGGAGACCUUCCAUCAAAUAUUCCGCAGUUUGAUGAAAUCUGGAGCAGUUUAAUGGAACAAGUUGGAACAAGAGCUUCCAUGGGAUCUUCAAAGAUUAAGUUCGCAACUGGAGAAGCCAAUUAUUCAACAGGACUCCAUGAAACCAUAUAUGUAAUGAUGCAGUGUACGCCUGAUCUCUCCCAGAGUAAUUGUAGUUAUUGCCUACAGCAAGCUGUGGGUGACUUUAGAGCUUGUUGCUCUGGAAAGAGAGGAGGUUAUGUUCUACAACCAAGCUGCUGGUUCCGAUGGGAUCUCUUCCCCUUCUACGCAUCCACUGCUGAUGAUGCUCCACCACCAUCUACACCUCCACCUCCACCUACAACACCGAUUGCAGAAGAUAAUGGAGGCAUUAAGUCUGGUAUUGUCGUGAUUACAGUUGUUCCUGUGGUCAGCUUUCUGUUGCUUGUUACUGUCACGUACAUCCUUUUCAGGAGAAAGAAAAAAAGGCCGCCGAGCAAAAAUGGUUAUGAAGGAAAUGAUGAAAGUACGACUACUGUUGAAUCUUUGCAAUUCGACAUUGAGGCUAUAAGGGUGGCAACAAAUAAUUUCUGUGAUGAUAAUAAGCUUGGAGAAGGUGGAUUCGGCACCGUUUAUAAGGGUAGACUUCCUGAUGGACCAGACAUAGCAGUGAAGAGGUGGUCAAGAAAUUCUAAACAAGGAGAUAUUGAAUUUAAAAAUGAAGUCUUAUUAGUUGCCAUGCUUCAACACAGAAACUUGGUUAGGCUUCUAGGUUUCUGCCUGCAAGAAAAAGAGAAGCUUCUCAUCUAUGAGUUUGUUCCCAACUCAAGCCUUGACCGUUACAUUUUUGAUUCAAAUAAGCGACUAUUGCUUGAUUGGAGUAAAAGAUAUAAAAUCAUAGAAGGCAUAGCUCGAGGAAUACUUUAUCUUCAUCAAGAUUCUCGAACAAGGAUUAUUCAUCGUGAUCUCAAAGCUAGUAACAUUUUAUUAGAUGAACAAAUGAAUCCUAAAAUUUCAGACUUUGGAACAGCAAAAUUGUCUGCAGUAGAUCAAUCUCAAGAUGCUACACGUAGAAUUGUGGGAACCUAUGGAUAUAUGCCUCCAGAAUAUGCAAUGCAUGGACGUUUCUCAGUGAAAUCUGAUGUAUUUAGCUUCGGUGUGCUUGUAUUGGAAAUUAUGAGUGGUCAAAAAGCUGCUCAUUUGCGAAACGGAGACAUGGAUGAAAACCUCCUUACCUAUGCAUGGAGAUGCUGGAAUGACGGAACCCCUUUACAUCUGAUAGAUGCUAUUCCAUUGAGCGUUGGUUCGAGAAACGAAAUGAUAAGAUGUAUCCAUAUUGGGUUACUGUGUGUUCAAGAAGAAGUGACGAGGAGACCCACCAUGGAUUCUGUUGUUCUUAUGCUUAGCAGUCACUCUGUCUCUCUCCCACAACCCGAUAGAGUUGCAUAUUUUCUGUACAGUACCAUAGACGAAGAGCCGCUAGCAUCACCACCUAAUCACGAAAUCAAUGUGGUAGAACAAUCAAUAAACGAGGCUUCAUUUAGUGAACAAGGUCCUCGAUGAUAUUUGAACAUGAUAAAUAUUGCAAAAUAAUUUUCUUUUUUUUUUUUUUUAAAUUUUAUUGGCUUUUUUUGAUGAGUAACUUCACUAAUAACGUACGCUGAAUUUGUUGGUGAAAUUCAGCAUUGCCCUGUCCUGCCUUGUUUUAUCUGUGUUUGUAGCUUGCUCUAAUUCCACACAUUUGAUCUCAUAAUUCGAGAGAUUAUCAA